AUGGAUACUAAUCCCCUUGUCACACAUCUAUAUCUGGACCAUAACCAGAUCGCCGAGUUUGAAGGAGAAAAUCUAAAGUGUCUGAAACACCUCAAACUACUGUCGCUGGAUUCAAAUCCUAUUAGAGGUUUUCGAACAAAUGCCUUUGUAAUGCUUCGAUCACUACAGCUGUUGAUACUAAAGAAUUUAAAUGGACCACUGAUGCAUAUUGAACACUUCGCCUUCAACAACAGUGAACUUGUUUGGAUUGAUUUAAGGAACAAUAAACUAAUUAUGAGUUCAAUGAGCCCUCGUAUGUUCUGGGGUUGUGUGAAUCUAAAGCACCUGUCCAUGUCCUACAACAGUUUCAGUUAUGUCAGUGACUCAAUGAUGGAGAAAUUGUUUAACCCUUUAAAAGGACUAAUAUCACUUGCAAUGGGGAAUUGUAACAUCCGGAGUAUACCAAAAGUCGUGACUAAGAACUUGACCAAACUGAAGUGGCUAACGUUGUUCAAAAAUUACAUAAAAUCGUGGCCACCGGGUACGUUUAACUCUCUGACUUCACUUACUGAAUUGUGUCUAAUGGGUAACAGGAUUACAAACAUAGAGGAAGAUGCAUUUCCAGCAGAGCUUCGUCAUCGUUUGAAGUCCAUUAAUCUAGCAGAAAAUCCAUUUGCUUGUACCUGCGACCUCUUGUGGUUCCUUAACUGGUAUAAGACGAACAGGACAAUUUUCAAACAGCUUGACCGCUGGUACAAAUGUUCUUCACCGUUAUCAGUUCAGACUGUCCAGCUCAACGAUAUUCACUUAUCAGAACAGAAAUGUUUAAUUGGGGUGAUGGCCACUUUUGUUAUUGUUGCUGCAGCAUCUUCUGGUGUGCUUCUCACUAUUAUUAUUUCAGUGGUUUACCGAAAACGCUGGUCAUUGAAACAUUAUUUGUAUAUGCGAGGACACAGACAGAGACGUCAACAGGAGAUAGACCUAGACUAUAUGUACGAUAUUUACGUUAUCUACAGUGAAGAAGAUCUUGGGUGGAUUACACAGGAAAUGCUUCCCUUUCUUGAAGACACUAAAGGAUUAAAACUUUGUAUCCAGCAACGAGAUUUUAGUCCAGGAAAAGCGAUGGUCGACUGUAUAGUAGAAGCAGUGCAUUGCAGUCGCGGGUUUAUUUUGGUGGCAUCCAACACGUUUGUGGAGGACGAAUGGUGCCAGUUUCAAUUACAGUUAGCUCACAAGCACAACGAGGAACGCGACCUUGACCUCUUGAUGGUGAUUCUUCUGGAGGAAGUGGAUCAACGUCACAUUACCCCAGCACUGUACGCUGUACUCGAGACAAAAGACUACAUUAGCUGGCCGGAAGAUGACGAAGAUAGCGUCACAUUUUGGGAAGAUCUUUACCAGGAAAUUACCCAUUAAAUGGUUAAUGAGAUUUGGGUUGUCAGAAGCAAGACAGCUGUUGAAAUCUGACUACACCCCACUUUUAAAAGCAUAGAAACAAUGUGAAAUGCCCUGGACGGUACCUAACAGGGCCCAGACCACGUUUCUCGCUAAGUAUUUCGAUGCCUUCCUUUGUCAAUAUUAGUCUCACUUUACACCUCGCCCACUUAUUUCAAAAUGGCUACCAAAAAAACCUAAACAAUUCCUUUUCUGUGUGAAGUUUUUGAUUAUAUUACACAAGGGUAGAGACAAGAGAGAAUUACGAAAGCUAGUUAAACGUAUAUAUUAAUGAGAUCUGAAUAUGUUUGUUGAAGAUUUUUGGCAAUCGAAACAAUAGAAAGCAGAUUUCUUGGCAUUUACUGCAGAGGUUAUGUAUCACCACUGUCUUGCCCUAUUGCAGCAGACAAAUUGGCAUAGAUGCAUACAGACUCUCCACAUUCAGCUUUUCAACAGGAACUGUGAAUACUCUCAGAUGAUUUUCUUACAUCGCAGUUUCGAGUCAUUACUGUGCCAUUGUAUAGCCAUGCUACCUAGAGCAGUUUCCCUCUCAUUCACCAUAUCAUCUUGUGCUGCAGAGCAAUCUGAACCAUGAUCAAUGAUGUUCAGUUUAGUCUUGGGAAUCCGUUUUUAUCAUUCUUGGCUUCCGUGUCUUGAUAAUGCAUAUAUACUUUGCCACUGUAUUUUGUCAACCAUGAGGAUUGCUUCCUAAUAAACAAACAUCUCGAUUUCGAAAAUACACCAAGCAAUGAUCAGUGGCAAAACAAUUUAAACACGGUAUAUGAGAAUGAUUCAUAAAAACUCUUCACUUUCAUUCUUCUCGUUUCACUGUGCUGAAGUGCGUCUGCAUAGCAAUUGUAUUACGUUUUUGUUCCUCAACAUACACAGAAAACUGCGUGAAAGCUUAGCUAUCAAACACCCACAUUUCAAAGUAAAACAGGACAUUUGGCUGAACAAACACAAUACAUUGCUGAUUUAGAAGGACAUAAGGGAGUAGUAGCAUGACUCCACAUGGAAUAGUUACUGGUGAGAACUGUAAACAGCAACGUGAAAUUAUUGCUUUCAUUUGCUGUAUGCAAAUGUCCUUUCAGGCUGUAAUAUUGCUUCUGUGACGUAGUAGAUUGAGAAAGCAAUAAUCAUUAAAGUUCUGUCUGACUUAUAUUAUUAUAAUAAAUUAAUAAAUUCGGGGACUUAGAUGCUGAUACCAGAGAACCUA
This is a messenger RNA of Gigantopelta aegis, 2629 nucleotides long. RefSeq names its product toll-like receptor 1. Gene Ontology annotation, molecular function: protein binding; transmembrane signaling receptor activity. NCBI's taxonomy places the organism in Eukaryota, Metazoa, Mollusca, Gastropoda, Neomphalida, Peltospiridae. The record is from RefSeq and is a predicted model, not a curated record. The transcript has a single exon. Bases 1 to 1395 code for a protein of 464 amino acids. Gene Ontology annotation, biological process: toll-like receptor signaling pathway; immune response; inflammatory response. Gene Ontology annotation, cellular component: membrane.